Molecule: messenger RNA, 1497 nt
Organism: Setaria italica (foxtail millet)
Lineage: Eukaryota; Viridiplantae; Streptophyta; Magnoliopsida; Poales; Poaceae
Product: ferredoxin--NADP reductase, embryo isozyme, chloroplastic
Exons: 6
Coding region: 154-1296 (380 amino acids)
Molecular function (GO): oxidoreductase activity
Source: RefSeq, a predicted model, not a curated record
GUCAGAGGACACUGACUGAGAAGAGCCUUCACCUCCUUUCUUCAGUAUUCGCCGUCCCUCUCCUCCCCGACGUCCCCGUCGCUCGCCUCGCCUCGCCUCCCGCAGAUCAAAACCCUAGCAAACCCCUCCUCCCUCGCGGCCGGUCGACCGGCAAUGGCUUCCGCCGCGCUCGGGACUCAGGUUGCUGCAACGGCCUUGGCGCCCGUCGGCUCGGACGGUUUCCUCAACGGUUCUUCGCUUAAGGGUAACAAUAAUCUAAACUUUCGGAGCAAACCGUGGAUCAGGAGAACUUUAGCAUGGGAAAAGACCCAGCAAUCAAGGCAUUUAAACAAGGUCUUCUGCAUGUCUGUUCAACUUGCAAGCAAAAGCAAAGUUGCUGUUAAACCUGUUGAAUUGGAGAAUGCGAAGGAGCCACCACUCAACUUAUACAAGCCAAAGGAACCAUACACUGCAACAAUUGUCUCAGUUGAGAGGCUUGUAGGCCCUAAAGCUCCUGGUGAAAUAUGCCACAUUGUCAUUGACCAUGGCGGUAAUGUUCCAUACUGGGAAGGACAGAGUUAUGGUGUCAUUCCUCCGGGAGAGAAUCCGAAGAAACCUGGGUCUCCAAAUACCGUUAGGCUCUAUUCUAUUGCUUCUACUAGGUAUGGUGAUUCUUUUGAUGGAAAGACAGCAAGCUUAUGUGUUCGCCGUGCUGUUUAUUAUGAUCCUGAAACUGGAAAGGAAGACCCCUCAAAGAAGGGUAUCUGCAGUAACUUCCUGUGUGACUCAAAACCAGGGGAUAAAGUUCAGAUCACAGGCCCCUCAGGCAAAAUUCUGCUUCUUCCGGAGGAUGAUCCAAAUGCAACUCAUAUCAUGAUUGCCACUGGCACUGGUGUUGCUCCUUACCGUGGCUACCUACGUCGUAUGUUCAUGGAAGAUGUCCCAGCUUACAAAUUUGGCGGUCUGGCAUGGCUCUUCCUUGGUGUUGCUAACUCUGACAGCCUCCUCUAUGAUGAAGAAUUCACUACCUACCUUCAGCAGUAUCCAGACAAUUUCAGGUAUGACAAAGCACUAAGCAGAGAGCAGAAGAAUAAGAGUGGUGGCAAGAUGUAUGUUCAGGACAAGAUUGAGGAGUACAGCGACGAAAUCUUCAAGCUCCUGGACGGAGGUGCACACAUCUACUUUUGCGGUUUGAAGGGGAUGAUGCCUGGAAUCCAGGACACGCUCAAGAGGGUGGCCGAGCAGAGAGGAGAGAGCUGGGACCAGAAGCUGUCACAGCUGAAAAAGAACAAGCAGUGGCACGUGGAGGUUUACUAGGUUAUGAAAUACCACAGAUUACGAUUUGUUCACGAUGAGGUGAGAAACUGGGCAUAAAUUGAACAAUUCUUGUUGCGAUGUAAAAUUGUAGAUUUUAUUCAUAAGCUUCUGCUCCAAACAGUGAAUAAAACGAAGCACAUGCCUUUGAGUUGGUUUUACCAUUUAUUGGAGAGCACUCAGUGUCCCAGUUUUUCUUGCUCA